Molecule: messenger RNA, 813 nt
Organism: Salvia miltiorrhiza (redroot sage)
Lineage: Eukaryota; Viridiplantae; Streptophyta; Magnoliopsida; Lamiales; Lamiaceae
Exons: 4
Coding region: 66-635 (189 amino acids)
Molecular function (GO): acid phosphatase activity
Source: RefSeq, a predicted model, not a curated record
UAGAUGUUAUGUUAUGUUAAUAAAGAAAAUCUAGAGAGAGAGACACAAGUAGAGAGAGAGAGAGGAUGGGAGAUGAGAGGGUGAAGAACGAAGCAAUGGAGAUUAUGGGUCUGUUUCAGUUGCUGCCUCGCCUCGUCGUCUUCGAUCUCGAUUAUACUCUCUGGCCUUUCUACUGCGAAUGUCGGUCGAAACGGGAUAUGCCGAGAGUGUAUCCUCAUGCGAAGGGCAUUCUCUACGCCCUCAAGGAUAAAGGUGUUAAGAUUGCAAUUGCCUCAAGAUCACCAACUCCUGAUAUAGCUAACACUUUUCUUGAUAAAUUGGGGAUAAAAUCAUUGUUUGUUGCUCAGGAAAUUUUUUCGAGCAGGACUCACAAGAUUGAUCAUUUUCAAAGAAUUAAAAGGAGGACCAACAUUCCAUACACUGAAAUGCUAUUUUUUGAUGACGAGGAUCGCAAUAUAGAGGCAGUUUCUAAUAUCGGUGUUACGAGCAUCUUGGUUGGCAAUGGCGUGAACCUGGGCGCUCUGAGACAGGGGCUGUCCAAGUUUUCACAAAACCAGUCGUGUUCGGAGAGAAUCAAGCAUGGCUCGCGGAACCUAUCGAAAAACUCAAGCUCAUCAGAAACGGAGGAGCAAUAAAAUUCUCCAUCCGUUUUGGGAACUUGAAGAUUAACCUCAGAUUUGAGGUCAUUAUUUGUUUGAUAUGCCUACAAACCGUUUGCAUUAAUGUGUACAUGUAGUUAUGUUCACAUUCUGGAUUUUCAGAUGUAAUACAAACUUUUUAUCAUCUAAAAUGGUCGAAAGUUGGAUUGGGAAA